CCCCCUCCCUUCUCCUCCCCUCCCUCAGUCCCCCCCUCCUUGCGGAAUUGUGAUGAUGGAGCAGGCACACAGCACAGAAUGGCCUCCUGUUCUUUAUCAAUGUGUGAUGUUAGCGGAUUGAAUCCAUGUUCCUAUUCCUGUGUUUCUUUUUCCCUUCAUCUUCAGGCCAGAAUAAUCCCCUUCAGGAAUGCGUUAAUGCCAAACAGCGGUAUGAUGCCUAUGAAGUGUGCUGAGCUGGAUGUGAUCCUUACUGGAACCUGUUCUGGGAUGUGUCCGGAUCGAGAGAGGGAUGAACGACAAAGGCAGAAGAGACUUCACAAGUUUGAAAUCCUGGAGGGCACGGCAAAAGACCGGCUGCCGAAAGCUGAUCCUCAGAGAACAGUGAAGGAAUAUUCACGGCCAGCAGCUGGAAAGGAGACUGCUCAACUGUAUGAGCUUCGCCCAGCCAGUGUCCUCCUACAAACUGUCCACUACCUAAUUGAUGAGAUUGUUCCACGCCACCAGGAGCCCUGGGUGGAAGUCUAUGAUUAUGUGUUUGACCGUCUGCGUAGUGUGCGGCAAGACAUGACCAUCCAACAGGUCACUGGGCACAUCGCAGUGACCAUUCUGGAGAAGAGUCUGCGCUUCCUCCUCUGUGCCUCUUACUGGCUAUGUGAGGAACCCAUCCAGGUUUUUGAUUCGAAGAUGAAUGAUAUUCACAUACAGGAGUGUUUCAGCUGGCUACUUGCUAACUAUUCAACUGGCAAUUAUGAAAAUGAAGCUGAGUUUCAGGCUCUUGCCAUUCUGUAUAACCUGGGAUCAGUGAAAGCUGUUCAUCAUGCCUUGCUCCUGACUGACCACAUCAGAGAUUCGCCUGCCAUGAAGUUGGCGUUUGGCAUUAACCAAGCUUUUGGAGAAGGAAACUACGUGCGAUGCCUGCGAGUACUGCGCCGCCUGCCCUUCCUGCAGAGCUGCGCACUUUUUCGGCACAUCAAGCUUUUCCGCCACCAUCUACUCAGAGUAUUUAACCAUGGUUACAGCAGCCGCAACUGCCGCUACCCUCUCCAGACCCUAGCAAACUUGCUAGGCAUGGACAGCCUCCUCUCAGCCACUGAGUUCUGUCAACACCAUGGUCUGGAGGUGAAAGGGAGCUCGGUGUGUUUCCAGAGGCACUGUUACAGGGAUCUCGGCCCCGAACCCAGGCAGCCAGAACUGGGACUUGUCGGCAAAAAACAAGGAGGCAGGACAAAGUCGAGCCUUAUCCACGGUCGCUGACCUUCACCAGACUGAGCAGUGGUCUCCCAUCCUGUACCCUCUUCAGUGCUGCAUCCUUGCAAGACCUUUUGACACAGUGGGUCCAUUCUGCCUUUCUCAAUGUCUCAGAGCAUCCUGUGCUACUGUGAUGGGCUUACUGUGGGUGCGCAAUGAGCAGUGGUGAAUGAGCCUCUUCCACUGCUUAAAAAGGCCCUCAACCUGUCUUGAGUUGGCUGUCUGACUUUGGGAGGUGUCAAGAUAUUUGGUGUAGUAAGAGGAGAAGCAGUGGGCUCUUUUCUGAGGUUGUGACAGUGUAGACGGAGCUUUUCUCUGUAUCUAACCCCAUGCUAUACCUGUCCUGGAAGUGUUUGAUGGGGACAGUGUAGAGGGAGCUUUACUCUGUAUCUAACCCCGUGCUGUACCCACCCUGGGAG
Molecule: messenger RNA, 1667 nt
Organism: Carcharodon carcharias (great white shark)
Lineage: Eukaryota; Metazoa; Chordata; Chondrichthyes; Lamniformes; Lamnidae
Gene: sac3d1
Product: SAC3 domain containing 1
Exons: 2
Coding region: 79-1254 (391 amino acids)
Biological process (GO): centrosome duplication; spindle assembly
Cellular component (GO): spindle; centrosome; nucleus
Source: RefSeq, a predicted model, not a curated record